Molecule: messenger RNA, 16063 nt
Organism: Hermetia illucens (black soldier fly)
Lineage: Eukaryota; Metazoa; Arthropoda; Insecta; Diptera; Stratiomyidae
Product: mucin-2-like
Exons: 7
Coding region: 73-15870 (5265 amino acids)
Biological process (GO): lipoprotein metabolic process; lipid transport
Cellular component (GO): extracellular region
Molecular function (GO): lipid binding; chitin binding
Source: RefSeq, a predicted model, not a curated record
AAGAGGUUCGUUAGUUAUCGGUAGUAAUUAAAAGUGACUGUUUCAUGUAGACCGCCCUUAAUUUGGUACAUAAUGCGAAGGUUGAUAAUAGUUUUAGGUGUUUUCAUUGCACUAGCAAGUGGACGAUAUAUUAAAAAUGCUAACUCAGUUAAAUGUCCUGCCCAGGGGAAUUUUCCGCAUCCCACAUCUACGAAUCCGCGAAGAUACAUAGAAUGUAGACAAACGGAAAGUGGCACGUAUGUGGCAAAAGUGAAAAGUUGCACGGAAACAGAAGUGUUUGAUCCUAGUAGUCAAAAAUGUGAACCUCGAGCGAAUUUUGGUCGAAUUUUGUUAGCAGAAAGUGCUGAAGAUGACUCGUUUACAUGUGAAGCGACGGGACUAUAUGAGGAUGAUGAUUCACCCAAUUGCGAAGGAUAUUAUCAGUGCGUUGAACAGGAUGGUGUUCUGAAGGCGGUAUCGAGAACAUGUCCUAAUGGUGAAAUAUUCAUGCCGGAAUUGUCGACAUGUGUGACUCCACAAUUUUAUAAUUGUCCCCGAGGUGGCCUUGAUCCUGAUCCUGUAAUAACAACAACUACUACUGAGAAACCAACAACCACUACUAAGAAGCUGACAACCACUGAGUCUACCGUUCAUACGCCUCCUCAUACGGAUGAUUCGCAAGUGACAGAUCAUUCUUCAACGGAGGAUCCAAACGGGAGCACAGCUACAGAGGAACCCACGACAAAUUCCGGCUCAGAAACUUCUUCCGAUGAGUCUACUACAAAAGAAUCUAGUACGGAGGAAUCUACAACAAAGGAACCAAGCACGGAAGAAUCGACAACACAGGAAUCUACUACAGAAGAAUCUAAUACAGAAAAAUCUACUACAAAGGACCCCCCUACUGAAGAAUCUUCAACACAGGAAUCCAGCACAGAGGAAUCCACUACAAAGGAACCCAGUACAGAAGAGUCUACGACACAGGAAUCUACCACAGAGGAAUCUACUACAAAGGAACCCAGUACGGAAGAGUCUACGACAGAGGAACCCACCACAGAGGAACCAACUACAAAGGAGUCUAGUACUGAAGGAUCUUCAACACAAGAAUCUAGCACAGAGGAAUCCACUACAAAGGAACCCAGUACCGAGGAGUCAACGACUCAGGAAUCCAGCACAGAGGAGUCAACUACAAAGGAACCCAGUACUGAGGAAUCUACAACACAGGAGUCUAGUACGGAAGAAUCUACUACAAAAGAACCAAGUACAGAAGAAUCUACGACACAGGAGUCCACCACAGAGGAAUCUACCACAAAGGAACCUAGUACAGAGGAAUCUACAACACAGGAAUCCAGCACAGAGGAGUCUACUACAAAGGAGUCAAGUACAGAAGAAACUACAACGCAAGAAUCUAGUACUGAGGAAUCUACUACGAAAGAACCCAGUACGGAAGAACCCACAACAGAGGAAUCUACCACAGAGGAACCCGGUACUGAGGAAUCUACAACACAAGAAUCUAGCACGGAGGAGUCUACUACAGAAGAAUCAAGUACAGAAGAAACUACAACGCAAAAAUCUAGUACUGAGGAAUCUACUACGAAAGAACCCAGUACGGAAGAAUCUACAACAAAGGAAUCUACCACAGAGGAACCCAGUACUGAGGAAUCUACAACACAAGAAUCUAGCACAGAGGAAUCCACCACAAAGGAACCUAGUACAGAAGAAUCUACUACGCAGGAGUCCACCACAGAGGAAUCGACUACAAAGGAACCCACUACGGAAGAAUCGACAACUCAGGAGUCUACCACAGAGGAAUCUACCACAAAGGAAUCUAGUACGGAAGAAUCUACAACACAGGAAACUACAACGGAGGAAUCUACUACAAAGGAACCUACUACCGAGGAAUCAACCACACAAGAAUCCAGCACAGAGGAAUCCACCACAGAGGAACCCACUACAGAAGAAUCUACAACACUGGAGUCUACAACACAGGAGGCUACCACCGAGGAAUCUACCACAAAGGAGUCAAGCACUGAAGAAUCUACAACAAAAGAGUCUAGUACAGAGGAAUCUACUACAAAUGAACCUAGCACGGAGGAAUCUACCACAGACAGCACAACUACCACAGAAGAAACUACAGAAAACCCAGCUACCUCAAGCUCAACGGAAUCUAGUACAGAGAUUUCUACAGAGAAGCCUACUACUGAAGUACCCACGGAAUCGACCCCUGAAGUAACAACGGAGACAGAGACCACAGAAGAAACCACUACAACUACUAAAGAACCAGGAACAACCACACCAGAGCCUACGACCGAAACUACCGAAGAGCCAACAGAAAGUAGUUCAACAGAGAAAACCACUCCUGAAAUCUCCUCUUCCACGGAAGAAUCAACGAGUGAGUCUACAUCUGUUGAAACGUCUACUGGAACCACAGGUCCAACUGUAGGCCCGACAACAACCGAGCGUCCCAUUGAACCAUUCUAUUGCAAAACGGGCGGCAUUUUCUCGAAUCCAGAGAAUGACACAACAUUCUAUCUUUGCCUUCCAGAAAACGGUUAUUUUUAUUCUCAACUAAUGCCAUGCAGACCCGGUAUGAUUUUCGAUCCUGAAUUGAAAGUAUGUCUAAACCGCGACAUACUGUCCACCACUCAGUCACCAACAGAAACAACUUCACAAGCAACUAGCACUGAAACUUCUUCUACAAGCCCUGAAACUUCGUCGACAACUUCACAAGCAACUAGCACUGAACCUCCAUCAACUACCGAACCUACAACCGAGCAUCCUGGUCCGUUCACCUGCAAAAAGCCCGGGAUUUUCCCUAAUCCAGACAACGACACAACGUUUUAUAUUUGCUUUGCUGAAGAUAACGGAUUAUACUAUGGCCUUGUGUUCCCCUGUAAGAGUGGAUUUAAAUUUAGUACUUCUCUCAAUUUGUGCGUUGCGGAAGAGGGGGUAGGAUCAUCGACAACUGCCUCAACAUCAAGUUCGGAAGUAACAACUUCCAGUGGUACAGAAGAAACAACUCCUCAAGAGACACCAAGUACCACCGAGUUAAGUUCGACUGAAACAGAAAAGACCACAACAACCGAAUCAACCACUUCAAUACCUACAAAACCAUCUCAGUUUGUAUGUACUGGUCCGGGCUUUUUUGAAAAUCCUGAUUCCAAAGUAAGUUUUUACUUCUGUACGCCGAUUGAGGAAGGAUCAAAUAUAUAUUAUCCCAUUUUGAUGAAAUGCAAAUCGGGUUUGGUCUAUUAUCCUGAGUACAGAUUCUGCGCAAAACCAACUACUGAAGUCACCACAGAAUCAACUGCAGGUCCGGAGACCGAAUCAACUGAAGGGCCUACAGCACCGGCUAGUUCUGAGUCCACCGAGAAACCAGAAAUCACUGAAAGUCCAAGUAGCACAGAGUCUACAAACGCACCAGAAACAGAACCUACAGAGCAGACUACCAGCUCUGCCUCUACUGAAAAGCCCGAAACGCAACCUACUGAAGAGACAAGUAGUUCGGUGUCUACUGAGGAGCCUGUGACUGAAUCAACAGAGUCUACAGAAAAGCCUGAAACAGAGUCUACAGCAGGAUCCACUGAAAGCCCAGAAACUGAAUCAACAGGUAGUUCGUCCAGUUCCGAGACAACAGAGAAGCCCGAAACAGAACCUACGUCCGAGACCACUGAAGAACCUGGAACAGAAUCAACUGUUGGCUCAACCAGUUCUGAGUCUACUGAAAAGCCUGAAACGGAACCUACCUCAGAGUCCACUGAAAAACCUGAAACUGAAUCAACUGUUGGCUCAACUAGCUCCGAAUCAACAGAGAAGCCAGAAACGGGACCUACAUUAGAAUCCACUGAAAGUCCUGAAACUGAAUCAACCGGUAGUUCAAGCCCCGAGACAACUGAGAAACCCGAAACCGAACCCACUUCAGAAACCACUGAAAAACCCGAAACUGAAUCAACUGAGAAUCCUGAAACUGAACCCACAUCGGAAUCCACUGAAGGUCCUGAAACUGAAUCAACUGGCAGUUCCCCUAGCUCAGAGUCUACUGAAAAGCCCGAAACUGAACCCACCUCAGAAACCACUGAAGGCCCUGAAACUGAAUCAACCAGCGGUCCACCGAGUUCUGAGUCUACUGAAAAGCCCGAAACUGAACCCACCUCAGAGACUACUGAAGGCCCUGAAACUGAAUCAACUGGCAGUCCAUCAAGCUCUGAGUCUACUGAAAAGCCCGAAACUGAACCCACCUCAGAGACCACUGAAGGCCCUGAAACUGAAUCAACUGGCGGUCCAUCGAGCUCUGAGUCUACUGAAAAACCCGAAACUGAACCCACCUCAGAGACCACUGAAGGCCCUGAAACUGAAUCAACUGGCGGUUCAUCGAGCUCUGAGUCUACUGAAAAGCCCGAAACUGAACCCACCUCAGAGACCACUGAAGGCCCUGAAACUGAAUCAACUGGCGCUCCAUCGAGUUCUGAGUCUACUGAAAAACCCGAAACUGAACCCACAUCAGAGUCCACUGAAGGCCCUGAAACUGAAUCAACUGGCGGUCCAUCGAGUUCUGAGUCUACUGAAAAGCCCGAAACUGAACCCACCUCAGAGUCCACCGAGAACCCAGAAACUGAAUCAACUCCAUCCAGCUCUGAGUCUACUGAAAAGCCUGGAACGCAGCCUACCGAAUCUACGAACAAACCAGAAACUGAGCCCACUGAGCCAUCAAGUACUCCCGAGUCUACUGGAACACCUGAAACUGAAUCUACCGAGAAGCCAGAAACUGAACCUACAGAAAAGACCGAAUCUACCGAGGAAACGGCAACUGGACCUCCAGCCACAUCUGAAAAACCAGAAUCAACUGAAAGUGGGAGUUCAUCAGCAUCUACUGAAGAAAUAACUGGUACUAGCGAAAGUAGUGUGGAACCUGAAAACACAUCUUCUGAAAAACCAGGCACUACUGAAGGUACAACUGAGGAAAUUCUUGGAACGACAGAAAAAGUGGAUACCACUGAUGCAAGAGAAGCCUCGACACCGUUCAUUCAAGAAAAGCAACCAGUUGAAUCCUUCGCCCUCAAAGAAUUCAGUUGUUCAACAGGAGGAAGCUUUGCCCAUCCUAGAAAUCAAAGUCUUUUCUAUCUAUGCGUACCUGAUGGCUCUAAAGGAUUUGUACCUCUAAUAAUCGAGUGUGGAAGCAACCAAGUCUAUGACGCAGACAGACAGCUCUGCCAUCAUCAAGAAAUUCCCGAACCUGGAAAACCGACCUCUUCCCCGACAACAUCAAACGCUGACGUACCUACACCCUAUGUGUGCGAGUCGGCAGGCACAUUUGUUGACCCAGAAGAUUGCCAGAAGUACUACUAUUGUGUUAACGAUGGAUACGGAGGAUUCAUAGCCGUUCACUUGCAGUGUCCAUACGACCUCAACUAUUAUCCUGCCUUGAAGAUUUGUACGAAGAAAUCGGUUUACUCCUGCAAUAACGUUGCCCCGCAAACGCUAAGCUUGAACGCAAAGUUCCAAUGCGUUUCACCAGGACAAUUUUCCGAUCCUCAGAGCUGUCGCAGUUUCUACACUUGCGUCUACAACGGUUUAGGACAAAUGGUUACGCAGCAUAAUAGCUGCCCGCAAGGAUAUGUUUUCGCAACUAAGUAUGGAAUUUGCGUGGAUGAGGCAUUCCAUCCCUGUAAGAUUGAGACGGAGACACGAACUGAAACUGGGGGGUCGUUCAAGUGCACAACGAAAGGGACCUUCCCUGACCCGACGAACAGGAGGAGUUAUUACUUCUGCAUGCCCACGAGAACGGGAGGAUUCAGAACAGUACAUAAGUCAUGCCGUUCUGGCCUGAUUUACUCAAAGGAAAUGGAAAUCUGUGUCCACGAAUGGUUUAAUUAUAAAUUUGAUUUAAGCUUAUAUAUAAAAGGCGGAUCGAAAAGAUUUCAAGGCGCAGUCCUCGAAGAGUAUCAUAAAAAGACGGCGUGGUGUCGGCUUGUUCAAACUAUGCUUGUCGUUUUCGUUAUAACUUCACUCAUUGUGAACUGUGCAGCUUGGCAUGGGGAGCAUCUACGAUGCCAGGAUACAGGAAACUUCCCAGAUCUAGCAUCACCUGAUAACCGACGAUAUGUAGCUUGUGUAAAAGAACCCGACGGAUCAAUUCGGGCAACGGUGAAACAGUGCGGUUUAAACGAAAAGUUCGACCCAACGGAGAAAACGUGUGUAGACAAUGCUGUUAUCUUUCAAUGUACCAAAACUGGACUUUUCCCUGCUUCUGAUAUAACCGGUUGCAAACGUUACUUUAAGUGCCAAGAAAACAAUGCAGAGUUGUUUGCAGAAGAACAAAUAUGUCCUGAAAAUGAAGUUUUCCAACCGUUUUUACAUAUGUGUGUUCCGGAAAAUCAUUAUGAGUGCUCCUUUGCCAGACAAUUAGACCCCCAAACGGAAUGUAUAAAAGACAACUGGUUAGUAGACGAUCCCGAAUCUUACGAUUGUACCCGCUACUAUAAAUGCAUAAAAGAUCCAGAUACCGGAUCUUAUUCUCUCGUGCAUCUAACAUGUGAUCCCGGUUCGGUGUUCAUGCCUUUGGCUGGAUGUGUGGACCCUAAACAUUAUGUAUGCCGCAAGACGCCACCACCACCAACAACUACAACGGAGGGGACAACAACUACAGAAUCGACGACAGAAACUCAAGAAAUUACAACAACCACAGAGGAUACUACCACCUCUACUACAACUACAACAACUGAGCCUUCUACAACCACCAAGGAACCGGAUCCCACAACUACAGAAAGUACAACGGUUACACCUGAUACUACAACAACAGAUACUGCAGUCUCAUCCACCGACGAAACUAAGGCAACUGAGAGUUCAACUGAACCAAAUUUUACCGAAUCCACCACACCUGAAUAUGAGACCACAGUUGAUUCCAGCACAAACUCAGACACAACUGAAGAUGAUACAGCUUCUCCCAGUCUGGGCACCCAGCCUACAACUUCCGAAACAAGUGUGGAAUCAACGACAGAUAUUACUACUUCAGAUGGAGGGGAAAGUGGAACAACUAAACCAACAGAAGAGCUUACCAGUGAAACAACAGAAGGUUCUGUGACUGAAUCCAGCACAACUGAAAAUGUCGGAACCGAAUCCACUGAUGAUGGAGAAGACACAACAACCGAUAGUCAAACCUCAACUACAGAAAACACUGAAACAGAAUCCACUCUUGUAGAAACAACCGAUAUUGCGACAACAGAAUCUUCAGUCGAAACUACUGAAGAGUCAGAAUCGACCACCUCAGGAAUCGAAGAAACAUCACCUGAAAUCGAGUCUACAACCGAGAAAGAUUACUCAACUACAACUGAUGGAACUACAGUUGAUACAGCGAGCACAGAUGACGGUGAAAGUACUACGUCUGAGGGAAGCGGAAAUGGAUCUACAACUGAGGAAUCUACAACUGAGAAAUCGGAAUCCACUCCAGCUGGAACAGAAUCUCCAGAAACAUCCGAGUCAACUAUAACAGACCCAACAGAAUAUACUGAAUCAACGGAUACUUCAGAUACAGAACCAACCUCUACUGACAGCACAGGAACUACAACGGAGCCGAAUCAAUCCACAGAUACGACUGACUUUACUUCAACCGACGGAACAACUUCUGUUCCAGAAUCUAGUAUCACUCCUGAGGGAAGUACAAUCAACCCAACCACUGACGACAUUGCAUCUACCGAAAGUGAAUCUACGACUCCCGACUCAACAAUAGCUUGGGAGUCUACUACAACGGAAGGCUCCGAAACAACCUCAACUGAUUUAAGUUCUACCGUUGAAAGUAGUACUGAAGGACCAAUUACCGAAACAACCAACACCGAUGAGACCACCGAAGAAAUUUCUUCCACUACAGAAUCUACAACGACUGAAAUUAACUCAACUACAGAGUCUACGACGGAAGAAGUAACGUCAACUGUAGAGUCUUCAACGAGUGAGGCUCCAUCAACCACAGAACCUACAACGGAAGAAGUGGCAUCAACUACAGAGUCUUCAACGAGUGAGGCUCCAUCAACCACAGAACCUACAACGGAAGAAGUUAUUUCAACUACAGAAUCUGCAACAAGUGAGGGUUCUUCAACCACUGAACCUACAACGGAGGUGGUUACUUCGACUACAGAGCCUACAACGAGUGAGGCACCUUCAACAACGGAAACCACAACGGAGGAAGUCACCUCAACUACAGAGCCAACAACGAACGAGGCACCUUCGACCACGGAACCCACAACGGAGGAAGUCACUUCGACUACAGAGGCUACAACGAGUGAGGCUCCUUCAACCACGGAACCCACAACAGAGGAAGUCACUUCAACUACAGAACCAACAACGAGUGAGGCUCCUUCAACCACGGAACCCACAACGGAGGAAGUCACUUCGACUACAGAGCCAACAACGAGUGAGGCUCCUUCAACCACGGAACCCACAACAGAGGAAGUCACCUCAACUACAGAACCAACAACGAGUGAGGCACCUUCAACAGCGGAACCCACAACAGAGGAAGUCACUUCAACUACAGAACCAACAACGAGUGAGGCUCCUUCAACCACUGAACCCACAACAGAGGAAGUUACUUCGACUACAGAGGCUACAACGAGUGAGGCACCUUCGACCACGGAACCCACAACAGAGGAAGCCAUUUCAACUACAGAACCAACAACGAGUGAGGCUCCUUCAACCACGGAACCCACAACGGAGGAAGUCACUUCGACUACAGAGCCAACAACGAGUAAGGCUCCUUCAACCACGGAACCCACAACAGAGGAAGUCACCUCAACUACAGAACCAACAACGAGUGAGGCUCCUUCAACCACGGAACCCACAACAGAGGAAGUCACCUCAACUACAGAACCAACAACGAGUGAGGCUCCUUCAACCACGGAACCCACAACAGAGGAAGUCACUUCAACUACAGAACCAACAACGAGUGAGGCUCCUUCAACCACGGAACCCACAACAGAGGAAGUGACUUCAACUACAGAACCAACAACGAGUGAGGCUUCAUCAACCACGGAGCCUACAACGGAGGAAGUCACUUCAACUGCAGAGCCAACAACAAGUGAGGCUCCUUCAACCACGGAACCUACGACAGAAGAAGUCACUUCAACUACAGAGCCUACAACGAGUGAGGCACCUUCAACGACGGAGCCCACAACAGAGGAAGUCACUUCUACUACAGAGUCAACAACGAGUGAGGCUUCAUCAACCACGGAGCCUACAACGGAGGAAGUCACUUCAACUGCAGAGCCAACAACAAGUGAGGCUCCUUCAACCACGGAACCUACGACAGAAGAAGUCACUUCAACUACAGAGCCUACAACGAGUGAGGCACCUUCAACGACGGAGCCCACAACAGAGGAAGUCACUUCAACUACAGAACCAACAACGAGUGAGGCUCCUUUAACCACGGAACCCACAACAGAGGAAGUCACUUCAACUACAGAGCCAGCAACGAGUGAGGCUCCUUCAACCACGGAACCCACAACGGAGGAAGUCACUUCUACUACAGAGUCAACAACGAGUGAGGCUUCAUCAACCACGGAGCCUACAACGGAGGAAGUCACUUCAACUACAGAGCCAACAACGAGUGAGGCACCUUCGACCACGGAACCCACAACAGAGGAAGUCACUUCAACUAUAGAACCAACAACGAGUGAGGCUCCUUCAACCACAGAACCCACAACAGAGGAAGUCACUUCUACUACAGAGUCAACAACGAGUGAGGCUUCAUCAACCACGGAGCCUACAACGGAGGAAGUCACUUCAACUACAGAGCCUACAACGAGUGAGGCACCUUCAACGACGGAACCCACAACAGAGGAAGUCACUUCAACUACAGAACCAACAACGAGUGAGGCUCCUUUAACCACGGAACCCACAACGGAGGAAGUCACUUCAACUACAGAACCAACAACGAGUGAGAUUCCUUCAACCACGGAACCCACAACGGAGGAAGUCACUUCGACUACAGAGCCUACAACGAGUGUAGCUCCUUCAACCACAGAAUCUACAACGGAAGAAGUCUCUACGACUACAGAAUCUACAACGGAAGAAGUCUCUACGACUACAGAAUCUACAACGAGUGUAGCUCCAACAACCACGGAACCCACAACGGAGGAAGUCACUUCAACUACAGAGCCAACAACUACUACAACGGAUGGUGGUAACGUAUCUCCACCUGUCUUCACUUGUACAACGGUAGGAAAUUUCCUAGAUCCGUUGGAUGCAACCAAGUUCUACUCAUGUCAGUGGACCGGAAAUAGUUACACAGCAAUCCAUAUGACAUGCCGUGAGGGAUACAUGUUUGAUCCCCAUGUCAAGGUUUGUUUAAAGUCCGAGACUAUAACGACCCCUACUUCGACAAUUGUGACAACACAAAGCACCACAACGAGUACAACGACGAAAACUACAACCACAACACCAACCGCACCUCCGGUUAUCACCCCAUCACCGAUGAAUUGCACUACCUAUCAAAGAUUCCCUGACCCAGUGGAUAAAACGAAGUACUAUCAAUGCGUGUCCGAUGGGGAUGGAAAAUUUUUCUUAAGGAGGGAGUCUUGUCUUCCUGGGCUAAUUUUCUCGGCAGAGUAUAUGUUAUGUAUAGCACCCUCUUGGGAUGGAGAACAUCUACGAUGCCAGGAUAUAGGAAACUUCCCAGAUCCAUCAUCAUCUGAUAACGGAAGCUAUAUCGCUUGUGAAAAGGAAGUCGACGGAUCAAUUCGGGCAACGGUGAAACAGUGCAGUUUGAAUGAAAAGUUCGAUCCAACGGAGAAGACUUGUAUAGACAAUGGUGUUAUCUUUCAAUGUACCAAAACUGGACUUUUCCCUGCUUCUGAUAUAACCGGUUGCAAAGGUUACUUUAAGUGCCAAGAAAACAAUGGAGAGUUGUUUGCAGAAAAACUGAUAUGUCCUGAAAAUGAAGUUUUCCAACCGUUUUUACAUAUGUGUGUUCCGGAAAAUCAUUAUAAGUGUUCCUCUGUCAGACAAUUAGACCCCCAAAAGGAAUGUACAAAAGACAACUGGUUAGUAGACGAUCCCGAAUCUUACGAUUGUUCCAGUUAUUAUAAAUGCAUACAAGAUCCAGAUACUGGAUCUUAUUCUCUCGUGCAUCUAACAUGUGAUGACGCUUGGGAUGGAGAACAUCUACGAUGCCAGGAUAUAGGAAACUUUCCAGAUACAUCAUCAUCUGAUAACGGACGAUACGUAGCUUGUGUAAAAGAUGCCGACGGAUUAAUUCGGGCAACGAUGAAACAGUGUGGUUUGAAUGAAAAGUUCGACCCAACGGAGAAGACGUGUGUAGACAAUGGUGUCAUCUUUCAAUGUACCAAAAGUGGACUUUUCCCUGCUUCUGAUAUAACCGGUUGCAAAGGUUACUUUAAGUGCCAAGAAAACAAUGGAGAGUUGUUUGCAGAAGAACAAAUAUGUCCCGAAAAUGAAGUUUUCCAACCGUUUUUACAUAUGUGUGUUCCGGAAAAUCAUUAUGAGUGCUCCUUUGUCAGACAAUUAGACCCCCAAAAGGAAUGUACAAAAGACAACUGGUUAGUAGACGAUCCUGAAUCUUACGAUUGUACCCGCUACUGUAAAUGCAUAAAAGAUCCAGAUACUGGAUCUUAUUCUCUCUGUCCCCUUUUCCUAGACGAAUUUCCAACGAGAUUAAUAGAUUUUAUCGGAAAAGUUAGUUUAGUAAAAGUGCAUGAAAACACGAUGUAUCUGACACUAUUACUCGCGGGUGUUCUAUUAUUUUCGAAUAGUGCAGCACGCUCCUUCGAAGAAGCCCAGUGCAUAACGGAAGGGGAUUUCCCCGAUAUUACAUCAUAUCAUGGCCGUGGUUACAUAAGGUGUUACAUAGAUGAUCAUGACCAUAUGAGGAAAAAGCAUCUCAUGUGUGCAAGUGGUGAAGUCUUUGAGCGGACAGUCAAAAGGUGCGUGAAAGAGUUUCAGUGCCCAACAAAUGGUUCCUUUGUAGACAGCUAUGCCUACGACUGUAAAACUUAUUACCGAUGUAAAGAAAAAAGUGGAAAAUUGAGUGCCGAACGUUUACAUUGUCCACCAAACGAGGUGUUCACGCCUUUCCAGCAAAAAUGUGUUUCGGAUGAGACUUAUCAGUGUCCAACGAUAUCCGCUAAGACUUUGAGUUUAUUGAAGGCUGCGCCUAUUUGCGAAAAGCAAGGAAGUGUAGAAGAUCCUGAUUCACCGGAUUGCAGAACAUAUUAUGAAUGUGUCUCUAAUGGUGAUGGAACAUAUUCACCUGUCAAGAAGACAUGCCCUGGGAAUGAAGUUUUCCUCCCUGGUUACAUGUGUGUUGGCCCUGACCACUAUAAAUGCCAAAGAGAUUCAACGGUAGCGCCACCGACAACAACAGAACCACCAACAACUGAACCUUCCACAACUACGGAAACAUCAACAACUACUGAACCAUCAACAACAGAACCCUCAACCACCACUGAACCAUCAACAACUGAAGAACCUUCAACAACUACAGAACCCUCAACCACAACUGAACCAUCAACAACUGAAGAACCUUCAACAACUACAGAACCUUCAACAACUACAGAACCUUCAACGACUACAGAAGCGUCAACAACGACGGAAAUAUCGACGACUACAGAGCCUUCACCAACUACAGAACCAUCAACAACAGAACCAUCAACAACAGAACCAUCGACUACCUCAGAACCCUCAACAACUGCAGAACCUCCAACAACCACAGAACCAUCAACAACCGAACCACCAACUACUUCAGAACCGUCAACAACUACCGAACCAUCAAUACCUACAGAACCUUCAACAACCACAGAACCAUCAACAACAGAACCAUCAACUACCGAACCAUCAACAACUACAGAACCUUCAACAACCACAGAACCAUCAACCACAGAACCAUCAACCACAGAACCAUCAACUACUUCAGAACCAUCAACCACCUCAGAACCCUCAACCACCACUGAACCAUCAACAACUGAAGAACCUUCAACAACAACAGAAGUUUCAACAACUACAGAAUCUUCAACAACUACAGAACCUUCAACAACUACAGAACCUUCAACGACUACAGAACCGUCAACAACGACGGAAAUAUCGACAACUACAGAGCCUUCAACAACUACAGAACCAUCAACAACAGAACCAUCAACUACUUCAGAACCAUCGACUACCUCAGAACCGUCAACAACUACCCAACCAUCAACCACUUCAGAACCAUCAACAACAGCAGAACCUUCCACAACAGAGCCAUCAACAAUAGAACCACCAACUACUUCAGAACCUCCAACAACUACUGAACCGCCAACAACAGAACCACCAACAACCUCAGAAUCAUCAACAACUGCAGAACCUUCAACAACCACAGAACCAUCAACAACAGAACCAUCAACAACUGAACCGUCAACCACCUCAGAACCAUCAACCACUUCAGAACCAUCAACAACAGAACCACCAACUACUUCAGAACCUCCAACAACUACUGAACCGCCAACAACAGAACCACCAGCAACCUCAGAACCAUCAACAACUACAGAACCUUCAACAACCACAGAACCACCAACUACUUCAGAACCAUCGACCACCUCAGAACCCCCAACAACUACAGAACACAGUUCAACUACUACAGAAAUUUCAACUACAUCGGAGGAUCCAUCAACUGAAAUUUCACCUACUACGGAAGAUUCCACAACCCUGGAGUCAUCAACUUCUUCAGAUCCAUCAACUAGUAUAGAACUGCCAACAACAACAGAGCCAACAACCUCCGAUGCAUCGACAACCACAGAAGAGCAAAGUACAUCUGAAGAACCUUCAUCGACUUCUCCAACAAUACCCGAUUCGUCUACUACAGAUACUUCGCUUCCAUCAACAACUACAUCCGAAAUAUCAUCGACAACAGAUUCUUCGACAACACCAGAUUCAACUUACUCCACUACAGAUACCUCAGUAACCGAUGAUUCUACCACUGACUUGCCAAUUUCAAGUACCAGCACUCCAGAAGAUAAAACAACUGAUUCAGGAACAUCUACAACUGACGAUGGUGAGUCAACCACCGUCACUGACGAUAUUUCUACUCCUGAUGUUUCAACAACAGAGCCAACAACAACUGACUCAACUACUGAAGAGAGUACUGAACCGGGUUCCACUACGUUAAGUUCGACAACCGAGGAAGUUGGUACAACUACAUCUGAAGAAACUAGUUCAGAUUCGACAACCGUCACAAUUGAAACAACCCCUGAAACUCCUGAAACCGAGUCAACUACAACUGAAAUCUUUUCAACGGAUUCAACAACAACAGAGGAAAGUGAACCAACAACAAUUGAUAGCUCCACUUCCCCUACUAGUACCGAUGAAACCAGUACUUCAGAAUCUACUAGUGAAAGUUCAGCUUCUACCACCACUGAAAUUUCUACUGAUGAACCCUUGUCAACUAGCCCAACCGAUGAACCGUCAACAACAGCGCAGACUACGACGACUGAUGGCGAAGUAACGACCGAUAUCCCCACCGAAACGACGGAAAAUACUGAGACAGAAUCAACUUCCUCCACCCCGAUAGAAACAACAACAUCUGAUGCAGGAUCUGAAAGUACCUCAGAUGCAACCACAUCGGGCGAAAUUUCAUCAACCACUAGUCCUGACACUUCCACUGCCCAGUCUACAACGGAUGCUACUUCAACAACUUCAGAUGGAGGCGAAACAGAUUCCACUACCACUGACGAAACCGGUCCUUCCUCCUCAUCUACAGAAGCUAGUUCACCGUCUACUUCCGAUGGAAGUACCACUUCUGUAACAGAUACAACCACUAGUGAAACUGAUCCAACAACAGUCGACACAUCGUCAACAGAAACAGAAACUACAUCUGGAACUGAUGUAACCACGACCACAGAACUCAGCACAACUACUGAUGAUGGACAAGGUUCAACGACAACUGAAAUCAGCAGCACCAUCCCCACCGAAACGGAACCUUCGUCUACCACAGAAAUCACCAGUUCCACCGAAAGUGAAACCACAACAACGGUGACUCCUAGUACAUCGGUAGAACCCAGCACCGAUAGUAGCAGUACUACCAGUGAAACUUCACCAGGAACUAGUACCGAAGAAGGGUCAGGAAGCAGUGAAACAAGCGAACCAACUACAGUCUCAAGCACUCCAGGUGAAUUUGUCUGCAGAUCACCUGGAAGCUUCGAAGAUCCACUGGAUGAAACCAAGUUUUACCUGUGUCUAUGGACGGGAUCUGAAUAUAUAACGGAGCAUAAAUCGUGUCGCGAAGGCUUAGUAUUCAACCCAGAAUAUAAAGUAUGUGUGCGUCCUGAGAACACGAGUACAUCUACCAGCGUUCCUCUAACCACAUCUACAUCCCCAGUGGUUACCUCACCCUCCCCUGAAUCCUGCACGAACUACGAACGCUUCCCUGAUCCUGAAGAUGAAACGAAAUUCUACCAAUGCCUAAUUGACGACGACGGAAAAUAUAUCCUGGAGAAAAAAUCGUGCAAAGAAGGAUUAGUUUUUGAUCCUGAGUACAAGUUCUGUCUUAAGCCGACCUCUGCCAAAGUUCCCCCACCUGCUCCCAGAUCCUGCAAUAACUAUGAACGCUUGUAUUAUCCUGGGGAUGAAACAAAAUACUAUCAAUGCGUAACUGACGAAGAUGGAAGACGUUUCAUGAUGGAAAAAUCAUGCAAACCAGGAUUGGUUUACAAAAGCUACUUACAGGUCUGCAUUAAACCGGAGUCAUCUGGAGACAGGGACUUUGUUUGUGAGGAAAAUGGAUACUUCCCUGACAAGGACGAUGAACGGAUGUUCUACCGCUGCGAACGGACAUCAUCAGGCUUUGUGAUGCAUCACUUAUAUUGCAGAGAGGACCUUUACUACUCACCGGAAUAUAAGAUUUGCUCCUAUAGAAGUGAUUAAUAGGAUUUAGGGAAUAGAUUCAGUACGACUAGAUAUUUAUUUUAGUAAAAUUAGUUUGAACUUAGGUUACUUUAUCUGUUCUCUGCAGUAAUCAAACUUACAAAAGAUAGGAAGUAUGUUUUAUAUUGUAUAUAAGAAACGUGAGUUAUGUGCGUACAUAUAUCCGCUAAAUUUUUACAAAAAAAGGACAUUU